GAAGAUCCAAGACUGAAAAUUUCUGCUCAUCCAAGGAGAAAGGCUUCCCUAGAUCCAGUAGACCUGGGCCCAUUACCACCAGGGUGGGAAGAGAGAACUCACACAGAUGGAAGAAUAUUCUUCAUCAACCACAAUACAAAGAAAACACAAUGGGAGGAUCCUCGACUGCAGAAUGUGGCAAUAACUGGACCAGCUGUGCCUUAUUCCAGGGACUAUAAGCGGAAAUAUGAGUUCUUCAGAAAGAAACUGAAGAAACAGAGUGAUAUUCCAAACAGAUUUGAAAUGAAAAUUCAUCGCACAACAAUCCUUGAAGAUUCUUAUAGAAGAAUCAUAGCUGUAAAGAGAGCAGAUUUCCUUAAAGCAAGACUUUGGAUUGAAUUUGAUGGUGAAAAAGGUUUAGACUAUGGAGGAGUGGCCAGGGAAUGGUUCUUCCUCCUCUCUAAAGAAAUGUUUAAUCCUUAUUACGGAUUGUUCGAAUAUUCAGCUACGGAUAACUAUACUCUGCAGAUCAAUCCAAACUCUGGACUUUGCAAUGAAGAUCAUCUCUCUUACUUCAAGUUUAUAGGUCGUGUAGCUGGAAUGGCUGUUUACCAUGGCAAACUUCUGGAUGCCUUUUUUAUUCGUCCUUUUUACAAGAUGAUGCUCCAAAAACCAAUAACACUUCAUGAUAUGGAGUCCGUGGAUAGUGAAUAUUACAAUUCUCUGAGAUGGAUUCUUGAAAAUGAUCCAACAGAACUGGACCUCAGAUUUAUAGUUGAUGAAGAACUUUUUGGUCAGACCCAUCAACAUGAACUGAAAAGUGGUGGAUCAGAAAUAAUUGUAACCAACAAGAACAAGAGAGACUACAUUCAUCUUGUAAUUCAGUGGAGAUUUGUGAGCAGAGUACAAAAACAAAUGGCAGCCUUUAAAGAGGGCUUUUUUGAAUUAAUACCACAGGAUCUGAUUAAAAUUUUUGAUGAAAAUGAGCUAGAGUUAUUGAUGUGUGGACUAGGAGAUGUGGAUGUGGCUGAUUGGAAACUACACACAAAAUACAAAAAUGGCUACAACAUAAACCAUCAAGUAAUACAGUGGUUCUGGAAGGCAGUCUUAAUGAUGGACUCUGAAAAGAGAAUAAGAUUACUUCAGUUUGUUACUGGCACAUCCCGUGUACCUAUGAAUGGGUUUGCUGAGCUGUAUGGUUCAAACGGACCACAGUUGUUCACAGUUGAACAGUGGGGUACCCCUGAAAAACUGCCAAGAGCUCAUACCUGCUUUAAUCGCUUGGAUUUGCCUCCAUAUGACUCGUUUGAAGAUUUAUGGGAUAAACUUCUUCUGGCAAUUGAAAAUACUCAGGGUUUUGAUGGGGUUGAUUGA
Molecule: messenger RNA, 1353 nt
Organism: Leptosomus discolor (cuckoo roller)
Lineage: Eukaryota; Metazoa; Chordata; Aves; Leptosomiformes; Leptosomidae
Source: RefSeq, a predicted model, not a curated record